This is a messenger RNA of Actinia tenebrosa (Australian red waratah sea anemone), 1306 nucleotides long. RefSeq lists its product as uncharacterized. Gene Ontology annotation, molecular function: iron ion binding; L-ascorbic acid binding; procollagen-proline 4-dioxygenase activity. Gene Ontology annotation, biological process: peptidyl-proline hydroxylation to 4-hydroxy-L-proline. Gene Ontology annotation, cellular component: endoplasmic reticulum. The record is from RefSeq and is a predicted model, not a curated record. NCBI's taxonomy places the organism in Eukaryota, Metazoa, Cnidaria, Anthozoa, Actiniaria, Actiniidae.
UUUAUUUCCCAUUCUUCCUUUUUUGUGUCGCUGACAGAAAUUAAAAAGCGACUUAUAAUUAGUGACCACGUGUUGGCAUAAAUGAUUUAUGCUCUUGCUGAGAAAAAAAAAGUGUAAACAAACCGAAUAAAAACUAUAUAAACCAAUAUACUUGUGAAACAUGGCACACGACAAGACUGUUAAUCGGCAAAAAUCUAAACGAAAACCAAGUAAAAAGAAUGAAGUCAGUUCGUCGCAGCCUUCCUUGACUUUAGUGGUCAGUACAGUGGCUUGUCUGGCUAUUCUAGUCGGACUUUAUUACACGAACAAAGCAGCUAAUCUAAAGAAGCAACAGCAAGCUAGCACUCCUGAUUCUCGUGAGUCCGGCCAGCCAACCGUUAAACCAACAAAAGCAGAAACAAAGCAGGGAAGACGAGAAAUAAAGGACCCUUCAAACAGAGCAGCUGARACCACAUCUAAAGGACAGACUGUUGGCAAGAAGACAGGAAAGGAUAAGAAUGACUUUACUAUCUUACCAAGACUGGAUGGAGUAAAGGUUGGUCACGUGCAAAAGAUGGAAUUGGAACCUGGCAAGUUUUACGACGUCAAAACUAGAAGUCUUAGACCUCCCAUAUUUGAAAUACCAGAUUUUCUAACAGAUAACGAAUGUCAACAAAUAAUAGAACAAGCUGCCAACCAGGGAAUGGAAACGAGUGAGGUUCAAGAUCCGGAGACUGGGGUCAACAUUGAACCAACCAAUGACGAAACGUUCUAUGAUUGGGAUUAUAACAAGGACGGUACAAUCAGCCCUCUUGAGGUGAUGCACAACCUAGUGGACUUGAGUGAUUUGUACUUUUCAGAAAGUGAUGUCAUUAAAAUGUUUAAAGAUUUGAAAAUCGAUCGCAACGGUAACGGUGUGAUGGACAAGGACGAGUUUCUACGAGUGACAACUGAUCGUAUAAUGCGCUAUUUACAUAAAAUGGCAGCCAAAUUACCACGAGUCAAAAGCAGGAACAGUAGACAGACGUGGGUAGAUCACACCACAGUACAGGGACUUGAUCAAAGAGUUGCUUCUCUCACUAAACUACCGGUUGCUGUCGUGGAAGGAAGCGAAAAACUCCAGGUUGUGAACUAUGGACCAGAAGGCCACUAUCACUGUCAUCAUGACUCACAAGACAUCGAGAUUGGCGUACCUUGUUGCUAUGAGCACGACAAACGACACUGUAGACUAUGCAGGUACAUCACAGUGCUUUAUUUCUUGAACGACGUCGAAGAAGGCGGCGAGACAGCUUUUCCUGUAGCAAACAACGACACUUUUAGUUUAGAG